AUGGCAAGCGGCGAUCUCUCAGCGUUUGUUCUUGGCCCCACCGGCAUGGUCGGCAAGAAACUGGUAUCCGAGUUGCUGCAUUCACCCAGGUUCAGCAAAGUGACGACAAUCCAUCGCCGGGCCUUCAAAGACGACGAAAAGGCGGACUUUCCCAAGACCAACUCGAAGCUUGUUGAAAAGAUCGUCGAUUUCGACAAGCUCGAGGAACAUCGAGAAUACUUUCGCGGACACGAUGUUGGCUUCUGCUGUCUCGGAACAACGAGGGCGGAUGCUGGAUCGGCCGAGAACUUUGUCAAGAUCGACCACGACUACGUCUUGAAGUCGGCGCAGCUAUACCAUGCCGAGACCGAGCCUGGCAAGCCCAGCCAUUUUGUGCUGCUGACGUCGGCUGGAUCCAACAAAUGCUCCUACUUCCUUUACCCACGGACCAAGGGCCUCCUCGAGUUCAACUGUGCCAAUCUCGGGUUCGACCGACUGACGAUCUUGCGGCCCGGUCUCCUGGAUAUUGGCCAGGACAGGCGCCCAUCAUCUCGCCCGCUGGAGCACCUGGGACACAUGGUCUACACCAAUCUCUUGACAGAGACGAUGAGGAAAACCCUGGGCAUCUCCACCGGCAAUGUCGCGGCGGCGAUGAGGAAGGUGGCCGAGGACUGGAUCGCAAGCAAACACAGCCCCACGGUUGUCCAGAUCUACGAAAACAACGACCUGCACGAGCUUCUCAGCAAAAUCUGA
Molecule: messenger RNA, 732 nt
Organism: Polychytrium aggregatum
Lineage: Eukaryota; Fungi; Chytridiomycota; Chytridiomycetes; Polychytriales
Exons: 3
Coding region: 1-732 (243 amino acids)
Biological process (GO): import into nucleus
Cellular component (GO): cytoplasm
Source: RefSeq, a predicted model, not a curated record